Drosophila novamexicana is the source of this 1075-nucleotide messenger RNA. RefSeq lists its product as uncharacterized. The record is from RefSeq and is a predicted model, not a curated record. The coding region runs from base 172 to 771 and encodes 199 amino acids. The transcript has 2 exons. NCBI's taxonomy places the organism in Eukaryota, Metazoa, Arthropoda, Insecta, Diptera, Drosophilidae.
UUGGAACUUUCGGUGCGUGCGUAACAGAGCUGCGUCUUGUCUCGCACGAGCACAACAACAACAACAACAACAACAAAAGCAACUACAGCCACAAGCACACUUGCCUCCAGCUCGCCCAUAGAAGAUACCCUCGCAGAAGCGUCCGACAUCAAACAGACUGAACAGACUAUAAUGGCCGACCCGAUGGAAGAUGUGCAGCAGCAGGAGCAGCAGAUGGAGGAGCAGCAGCUGGCCGCAGCUCAAGAUGCCGGCACAAUGGCGCAUAAUGAGGAAACGGAAAUGCCGCUGCCAGACGGCGACGGCGACAGUCAUAAUGCGACAGAGGCCGAGUCCUUGGUGGCCAUUGAAAACUUUGGCGUCGCAUCGGACACGGAGUUGGUCGUUGAGCCGGAGUCGGAGCCGCAGCUGUACAGGGAACGCGAGGAGCUGGAGUCCUCGGACGAUGAGGAGGAUGGCCGUGCGACGCCCAUCGAAAUGAGCGACACCUUCAACGAUGAAUGGGCCACACUGGAGGCGGAUGCCGAGGCAGAUGCAGAUGCUGCGGCUGUUGCGGAUCCCGGCAACGAUUUGAAUAAUCACAUUGACAUCUAUGAGAACUUUGCGCCCGUCGAUCUGUCCAAUGAUAUUGCUGUUAACGAUGUGGCCGCCGCCAAUCCCAACUAUCCGUACAAUCCAGACGCCGAGCUGAUUGAGUUGCCCGCAGCUGUCCAGACCAUGCCCAAGUUUGAGAAAUUAUCCCUCUUGACGCCGCCGACGCCGCACAUGAAGUGAGCCCCGCGGCCACAACACAUAGUCUAGGCUCUUUAGUCUUAGGUCUUUUAGUACUUUAAGCAGCAUUUUCAUAGCUUGAAUAUGCAACUCUUUAAAAAUCGACGUGCCUUAAGAAAACAUCAAGAAAUACCUUAAGAGAGUUGCCAGAGCCGCGCAUUCAUUUAAUUAUUAUCACUGAGCUCAGCAAGUACGAGUAUUAAAUGCAUUCGAUGUGCAUGCUAACAUAUUUAUUGAUCAAAAAUAUAUAUAUACACACACAUAUAUAAAUACCAAAAAUAAAAGUAAAUUUGAGUAACACUUUUUA